AGCCGCUGCCGUGAUGAGCAUGAUGUUUGUUUUAAGCCCAUAUAACACGCGGUCAUAAAUGCGAUGUAUGAUGGCUCUGAACUCUCUGCGGGGUUUGGAGAUGUUCUGACGGGCAUCAGGCAGACUGACUCCGCCUCCGGCACCUGUAAAUCCGCCCUGAGCGCACCGAAUGAACGCAACACGUUGCUGAAUGAGAGAGAGAGAGAGAGGGGCGAUAAUACAGCGGUCUGUCCAUCAAAGGAAUUGGGGUGGAAACGGCGUUCGCGGACGAGUUGGCGAGCAAUUCACGAUCAUUUCGCGGCUUUAAAUCAUGUGGAUGUUCUUGAGUUUGGGGAGAUAUUAAAACAUGACGAUUUUCCACUAGUUUUCGUGCGUUUUGAGGAUUUCGGUGGGCGCGUCUCAGGUUGCCCGGAGAUCCGAAGAGCGGCCAAGCGCACGGGGAACAGCGGGAGGAGAGCGCGCACGCCCGGGCACACACGCGGGGCUGCCCGCCCGCCCUGCCAAACAUGGCUGAUCGUCGGUUGUGUGGCGCCGCCGGGAUCUCCAGAAAGACGCUCCAUGCUGCCCAUUGAAGGAGAUGAUGAUGGACCCGAUGAGAAGCAGCUCUCCACAAUAAUGACCAACUACAUCGACAAGCAUCUAAAAGCGGGUCCGUCCUCGGUUCGGAAGAUGAACGUGAUCAUCCCGUACACCCCAGAUGUGCCCUGUGACCCGAACGGGCAGCGCAUGUGGUGGGCGUUCCUCGCCUCCUCCAUGGUCACUUUCUUCGGGGGUCUCUUCAUCAUCCUGCUGUGGAGGACUCUUAAGUACCUGUGGAGGGUGUGCUGCCACUGCAAGGUGAAAAAGAAGGACGUUCAGCGAGUGAGUAACCCAGCUGUCACCAGUGAUGGGGGGAUUAAAGGAGGGGGAGAGCGUGAGACGGCGGCCAGCGAGGUGGGAUGGAUGACCUCUGUGAAGGACUGGGCAGGGGUCAUGAUCUCCGCUCAGACACUCACUGGACGCGUGCUGGUGGUGCUGGUGUUUGCUCUGAGCAUCGGCGCUCUCGUCAUUUACUUCAUCGACUCCUCUGACCCGAUCGAAUCCUGUCAACAUUUCUACAAGGACUUCACAUUACAGAUCGAUAUGGCGUUCAAUGUCUUUUUCCUGCUGUACUUUGGACUGCGUUUCAUUGCAGCCAAUGAUAAGUUGUGGUUCUGGUUGGAGGUGAAUUCUGUGGUGGAUUUCUUCACCGUUCCACCCGUGUUCGUGUCCGUGUAUCUGAACAGGAGUUGGCUGGGUUUGAGGUUUUUAAGAGCCCUGAGGCUGAUCCAGUUCUCAGAGAUAUUACAGUUUUUAAACAUCUUAAAAACAAGCAACUCCAUAAAGUUGGUGAAUUUGUGCUCAAUCUUCAUAAGCACGUGGCUGACAGCGGCGGGCUUCAUUCAUUUGGUGGAAAACUCGGGCGAUCCUUGGGAAGACUUCCAAAACUCCCAACCACUUUCCUACUGGGAGUGCGUGUACUUACUCAUGGUAACCAUGUCCACGGUGGGUUAUGGAGACGUUUGUGCUAAAACAACCCUCGGACGCCUCUUCAUGGUCUUCUUCAUUCUCGGAGGAUUGGCCAUGUUUGCCAGCUACGUUCCUGAAAUCAUAGAGUUAAUAGGAAACCGCAAGAAAUAUGGCGGUUCGUAUAGUGCAGUAAAUGGGAGAAAGCAUAUAGUGGUCUGCGGUCACAUCACACUGGAGAGCGUCUCCAACUUCCUUAAAGACUUCCUACACAAGGACAGGGAUGAUGUCAAUGUAGAAAUCGUUUUUCUCCAUAAUAUUUCCCCUAAUCUUGAGCUGGAAGCCUUAUUCAAGAGACACUUCACACAGGUGGAGUUUUACCAGGGAUCCGUUCUGAACCCCCAUGAUCUCGCCCGAGUCAAGAUCGAGUCGGCUGAUGCGUGUCUAAUUUUAGCCAAUAAAUAUUGUGCGGAUCCCGACGCGGAGGACGCGUCCAAUAUCAUGAGGGUAAUAUCCAUUAAAAACUACCAUCCAAAGAUCCGGAUUAUUACUCAGAUGCUGCAGUAUCACAAUAAGGCUCAUCUUCUCAACAUCCCGAGCUGGAACUGGAAGGAGGGCGAUGAUGCCAUCUGUCUGGCCGAGCUGAAGUUGGGCUUCAUCGCUCAGAGCUGCCUGGCACAGGGUCUGUCCACCAUGCUGGCAAACCUCUUCUCCAUGAGAUCCUACAUUAAGAUUGAAGAGGACACGUGGCAGAAGUAUUAUUUAGAGGGAGUGGCCAAUGAAAUGUACACGGAGUAUCUGUCCAGUGCCUUUGUGGGUUUGUCUUUCCCCACGGUGUGUGAGCUCUGUUAUGUGAAGCUGAAACUUCUGCUGAUUGCCAUCGAGUAUAAAUCAGACCAGAGAGAAAGCAGCACGCUGAUUAACCCGGGAAAUCACGUGAAGAUGCAGGAGGGCACGCUCGGAUUCUUCAUCGCCAGUGAUGCCAAAGAGGUCAAGAGGGCACUUUUCUACUGUAAAGCUUGUCACGAUGACAUCACAGACCCCAAACGCAUCAAGAAAUGUGGAUGCAAACGAUCCAAGAGAUCCGGCUCCAAGAGAAUGCGGCUGGCAUGUUGUGUAGCUUGCGGUGGGGCAGGACGGUGCUGCCCGUGCAUGUCAGAAAGUGUCUCUAGUAACUUGGAGGUCCUGCAUCGUGGCUUCCCCCUCUCUCCUGUCUCUCUGUAUGAUAACACAACUACUUUACCCUACUCUAAAAGUAACUAUAAUGGAUACAUCAAAUCAAUGGUGGAGGAAGAGCAGCUGUCCACUCUGUCACCCAAGAAAAAACAACGUAAUGGAGGCAUGAGAAACUCGCCCGCCUGCUCGCCCAAAAUAAUCAGGCACGACCCGUUGUUAGUCACAGGACAUGAUCAAAUGGAAACAAUGGAUGAGAAUGUUAAGAAAUAUGAUUCGACUGGAAUGUUCCACUGGUGCCCGUCAAAAGACAUAGAAAAGGUCGUCCUGACCAGGAGCGAGGCGGCCAUGACGGUUUUGAGUGGUCAUGUGGUGGUUUGCAUAUUUGGGGAUGUGAAGUCGGCUCUGAUUGGUCUUCGUAACCUGGUGAUGCCUCUGAGAGCCAGUAACUUCCACUAUCAUGAGCUGAAGCCCAUCGUGUUUGUGGGGUCUCUGGAGUACCUGAAGAGAGAGUGGGAGACGCUACACAACUUCCCCAAAGUCUCUAUCUUACCUGGCACUCCACUGAGUCGAGCUGAUCUGAGAGCUGUCAACAUCAACUUGUGUGACAUGUGUGUCAUUCUGUCAGCCAAUCAGAACAAUAUCGACGAUGCGUCUCUACAGGAUAAGGAAUGUAUUCUGGCAUCUCUCAACAUCAAGUCCAUGCAGUUUGAUGACAGCAUCGGUCUACUGCAGGCAAACUCUCAAGGUUUUACUCCUCCUGGGAUGGAUCGCUCCUCUCCAGAGAACAGUCCUGUACAUGGACUGGUGCGUCAGCCGUCCAUUACGACAGGAGCAAAUAUUCCCAUCAUCACAGAACUCGUGAAUGACUCCAAUGUUCAGUUUCUGGAUCAGGAUGACGAUGAUGAUCCAGACACAGAGCUGUAUCUCACGCAACCCUUCGCCUGUGGAACAGCGUUUGCCGUCAGCGUUCUGGAUUCGUUAAUGAGCGCUACGUACUUCAAUGAUAACAUCCUAACUCUGAUCCGGACGCUGGUUACUGGCGGUGCCACACCUGAGCUGGAGGGUUUGCUAGCGGAGGAGAAUGCCCUGCGUGGGGGUUACAGCACCCCACAGACCCUGGCAAACAGAGACCGCUGCCGUGUCGCUCAACUGGCGCUCUACGACGGGCCCUUCGCAGAUCUCGGGGAUGGUGGUUGCUAUGGUGAUUUAUUCUGCAAAGCGUUAAAAACAUACAACAUGUUGUGUUUCGGAAUAUAUCGCUUAAGAGACGCACACCUGGGAGCACCCAGCCAAUGCACCAAACGAUAUGUGAUUACAAACCCACCAUACGGGUUUGAGAUGGUGCCUACAGAUCUUAUCUUCUGUCUGAUGCAGUUUGACCACAACGCCGGGCAGACCCGCGCCAACCUGACCACACACUCCACCAUCUUCCCCAGCAAAAAGAGCCUGUCCGCCCUCUCUAUACCCCCAUCGUCCGCGCGUCCCGGUCGCAGCCGGAGCAGAGACCAGCGUGACAAACAGAAGUAUGUUCCUCUAUAAGCAUCUGCCCGUUUGAUCUGUGCCACCCGUGCCCAUGCCCGUGCCGUGUGUGGUUCAGAUUCAGAACUUUUGAGAACUCAGAGAAACCAUGUGAUGCCACGGAUAAGAUUGUGACUACAGACUCAUCAUCACAUGGUUUGCCACGUCAAAACGCAAAGUCUGGACUUCAAUUUUUGUACUUUAUAAUAUAAAUAAAUACUUUAUACUAGCAUAGUUCAUGUGUGUUUAUCGCUGUUCUCCGUUUACAUGACAAACGAGCAUGUUUGUGUUGAAGAUUAGGAAGUCUUACACGGGUAACACUGUGUUUGAGUUAUUCGGUUUGACCAUUUUGCACUUAAACUGCACUUUAAUCCUACAGUGUCAUAACACCCGACCUGACGAGUGCUUGUGUGGUUAAUGAACGUUUGCCUUUGUGCUUUUACACUUCAAUAUGGAUGCUGUCUAAUCAGGGGUCUGUUCGUAUUACUCAGAUGUACGGUGAUGUUUCACAUUAUAUGAUCAAUUAUAAGAAGAAUCUUAUAUAGGAAUAUUCUGGGUUCAAUACAAGUUAAGCUGUACUGACAGGAUUUGUUGAUUACCCCCAAAAUAACCCCUUUUCCUCCCAAUAUGGCACGCCCAAUGUGCUCGUGGUUGCACAGUGACGUCAAUCCGUGCAUCUUAUCACGUGACUUGUCGAAGCGCGUUGCCAUGGAGACGUAGCACGUGUGGAGGCUUCACGCCAUCCACCGCGGCAUCCACGCACAACUCGCCACGCGCCACACCGAGAGCGAGAACCACCACAUUAUAGCGACCACGAGGAGGUUACCCCAUGUGACUCUACCCUCCCUAGCAACCGGGCCAAUUUGGUUGCUAUGGAGACCUGGAUGGAGUCACUCAGCACGCCCUGGAUUCAAACUCUCACCACUCCAGGUGUGAUAGCCAGCGUCUUUACCACUGAGCUACUCUAAAAAAAAUAAUGGCGCCCAUUCUGUAAACGCUCAUAUAUAUAUAUAUAUAUAUAUAUAUAGACAAGACAUGAACAGUACGUGUGUUAAAGGGACAGUUCACCCAAAAAUGCUAAUUCUCUUAUUAUUUACUCACCCUCAUGAUGUCCCAGGUGGGUAUGACUUUCUGUCUUCAGCACAACACAUUUGAAGAAAAAGAGUAAAAUAUGUCAGCUCAGGCGGUCCUUAUAAUGC
Molecule: messenger RNA, 5378 nt
Organism: Xyrauchen texanus (razorback sucker)
Lineage: Eukaryota; Metazoa; Chordata; Actinopteri; Cypriniformes; Catostomidae
Product: calcium-activated potassium channel subunit alpha-1-like
Exons: 29
Coding region: 64-4200 (1378 amino acids)
Biological process (GO): potassium ion transport; transmembrane transport
Cellular component (GO): postsynaptic membrane
Molecular function (GO): large conductance calcium-activated potassium channel activity
Source: RefSeq, a predicted model, not a curated record